Trichoderma citrinoviride is the source of this 576-nucleotide messenger RNA. RefSeq lists its product as hypothetical. The record is from RefSeq and is a predicted model, not a curated record. The transcript has 5 exons. NCBI's taxonomy places the organism in Eukaryota, Fungi, Ascomycota, Sordariomycetes, Hypocreales, Hypocreaceae. The annotation marks the transcript as partial.
GCAGCUGGAGGGGAAUUUGGCUGUCGCAGGCGUGAGAUUGAACGGACUGACGAUGUUUCAGCGAUGACGCGAAACGGGAGCGCUGGAGCCCUGCAGUUGCAUCAGAUAUUAUAUAGCGAUGGAGAGAGGCUGUGAUAAGCUGUGAAUUACACCAACAGCGAUCGGGGCACCACGCACCACGCAAACACCACGCCCGGCGAUCGUCUUUGCCCUCGUCCUCGCACCCGCACACGUCAUGGCGCUGGCCACAAGCUUGUUUUUGGCUGCCGUCGACAUCGGCGAUCAAGAAGCCUCGCAUGCUUUGGAGACGUGCAAGAGGGCCGCUAUUGGCCGCUAAGCUGUAGAUCCGCCAUCACUGGAGCGAGUUGGGUGGCCACCGAAGACAAGACCGAGUGUGUAGCUGAACGGGUAGAUAAGCAAUAUGACGAGACUGAUGGACCGAGUUGAUGCAGUGGACGGACUACAGAGAGAUUGAGUGUAGAUGGAAGAUGAGAGAAGCCCCAUGUAGGUGAUAUCUUGCCAGUGCCUUGCAUGGACGACCCCAAGAAUAGACUUUGUCAAGGAGCUGAGCAGCCU